AAAAUAUUCUACAAAAGGCGUAUAUCUAAAUGAAUCCCUUAACGAAUAUACGAAAUAUCAAUAAAUUAAACGAAAUAGAAGAACGAUUGGGGAUUAAGUCAGAAAAUUCAUGGCAUCAGCAAUAUAAGAAUAGUGCUUAUAUAUUUGUUGGGGGUUUUUCUUAUGAAUUAACUGAAGGUGAUCUUAUAUCAGUAUUUUCACAAUAUGGAGAAAUUUUGGAUAUUAAUUUGGUUCGUGAUAAAAAAACUGGCAAAUCUAAUGGAUUCUGUUUUAUAUGUUAUGAAGAUCAAAGAAGUACCAUUUUAGCAGUUGACAAUUUUAAUGGAAUUAAAUUAUUGGGUAGAACUAUUAAAGUUGAUCAUGUUUCUGAUUAUAGAAGACCAAAAGACACUGGAGAAGAAGACACCACAACUUUAAAGUUAAGGCUAGAAGGUAUUGGUCCAGAAUCUCAACUUAUUAAAGACAUGGAAGAAGAUAAAAGAAAAGAUAUAGAUAUUUUACCAAUGGCUACAAUUAAACAAGAACCUGAAGAUGAUUAUAAUGACCAAGCAAAACAUACUAAAAGAUCAAAGAAAUGUAAAACAAAAAGAACUUUGCAUUCACCUAAUCUUCAUAGUUAUCACAAAAAAUCUAAAAAAGAUCCUAACUCUAAAGGCAAAAAACAUAAAAAUAAUAAUAAGCAUAAACAUAGAUCUUCUAAUUCCUGA
This is a messenger RNA of Gordionus sp. m RMFG-2023, 707 nucleotides long. Its product is annotated as RNA-binding motif protein, X-linked 2-like. Gene Ontology annotation, biological process: mRNA splicing, via spliceosome. The transcript has 5 exons. Bases 30 to 707 code for a protein of 225 amino acids. NCBI's taxonomy places the organism in Eukaryota, Metazoa, Nematomorpha, Gordioida, Chordodea, Parachordodidae. The record is from RefSeq and is a predicted model, not a curated record. Gene Ontology annotation, cellular component: precatalytic spliceosome; catalytic step 2 spliceosome; U2 snRNP. Gene Ontology annotation, molecular function: RNA binding.